CCACCUACACUCCCCACCCUGUGCACAGGCGGGAGAGAGGGAGCGAUUGCUGACCUGUACUCGCUCAAUAGCCGGCGCACUGAACCGGAAGUAUCGGUUCUGCCGGCUUCAAUGGGACGGGACUUCCGUUGUAUCCGUUGCCUGGAGACGGAAGGUGAACAGCGAGGCUGGUGAUGCUCCUCGUCUGGAUUCCUACAUAUUUCUAAUAUCAUGUCCAGCCGUAAAUCUAAAUCAGGAGCUGGAAAAGCAACAAAGAAAUCCAUUCAGCCAGCAAGGAGAGAUUUGGGAGCUCACCCUCCCACCAAAAAUCCAAGCACGUCUGGCCGCAACAAGUCCAAAAAUGACAAGGGAAUGCUUGCUCCUGAUGUGGCCCAUGUUAAAGGCGAAGGCACUAUAGAAGCGAGGUCAGCCAUCACCAUCCAGUGCGCUUUCCGGCAGUAUUUGGCACGUAAGGAGAGGGCAAGGCGGCUGAGGGAGAAGAAGGAGUUCGAGGAACAGAUGGAGAAACUCGAGAGAGAGGCUUUCAUCGCCCUGGUACGGAGAGAGCAGGAGGCUGCAGCAAGGGAGCGAGAGAAGGAGGAGGUGGAGCGAAGGCGCAGGCAGGAGGAACAGAAACGCAGGUACCGCAUGCUGGAGGCAGCUUUCGAGGGCGAUGUGGAGGAGAUCCAAAGCAUACUGAAGGAGGUUUCUGAGUUGGAUACAAAAGAUGGGGUGGCCUUUGAUGAGAUAGGGCAGGUGUUGAGACGACGUCACCAGCUAGACAUGGUGGACUGCACCGAUGCCCAUGGAAACACACCCUUGUCAGAGGCAGCUGGUGGCGGGCAUCCCAGUGCCAUCAAAUUCCUGAUCGAGAAAGGAGCCAAUCCUAAUUCAAAGGGUGUGUACGGACGGACCCCUCUGUACCGCGCAGCAUUUGGGGGCCAUGUUGCUGCUGUUCAGACUCUAUUACAGAGUGGAGCCGACCCUCGGAUCAGCGCCGAGGAUGGUACGAUGCCUGUGGAGGUGGCCCCGACAGACCCCACCCUUAGGACUCUGCAGGACUGGGAUAUUAGCACCACUGUGCUCCUGAGGGAGAGGCUGGAAGCCGAUCUGCAACGCAGGAGAGAAGCCGAGAAGCGGCAGAAAGAGGAGGAAGCCGACAGGAUCCAGAGCCAGGUUUCAGAACUGACGAAGGAACUGUCCCAGUAUCAGCACGAGCUGCAGAAAGCAUAUUGCGAACUCCACAAACGCAUCAACGAGCACGACAAGUGUGUGAGCAAGGACACGGGCAAGACCAACAUCACACUGCAGGCUGUCCACGAUGCAGAGGAACUGCUGGCAGUGAAGAGAUCCGCAGCGGCCGAGGCAGAGCAGAAACUCUCACUGGCCAAGCUGCAGCUGAGGGAGAGGCUUCAGAGAGAAGCGUCAUUGACGGAGCUGAAAAGGACCCUGUGUCACAUUCGGGAGCUGGAUGAUGUCCUGCUGAAGGAUGUGGGUGACAAGAUCAAGCAGGAUGGCAGGUACCAGCCUAAGUGGCCACUCAUUAUUGACCCUUCCGGCCAAGCCAGCACCUUCCUGCGGUACCGCGACACCAACUUCCACAACGCUCUCAAUCCCAGCCAUAUGAAGCCCGAGGUUCUGAGGCUCGGCCUGCUUGGAGCUAUCAGGUACGGCAAAAUGCUUGUCAUCGACAUGAUGGAGGUGAACAUGUUCCAGGUGGUGACAGCGGUGUUUGAGCAGAUCCAGGCCGGACUCAUGGAAAGGCUACUGAGUAAAGAGUUGCUGCAGAAAGAUGGAUUUCUGUCAUUGAUCCAGCCGGGUGAUGGGCCGGAAUAUUCCCGCAAUGAAUUCUCACCCAGCCGAGUGGAGAAAUUCCAGCUGGUACUCCUCACCAAGCAGCAGACCCUCGCGAAAGAACUGCUCAGUGUUUUCUACCCGAUUCAGAUCAUCAUCCAGUAGGCAGGCACCAGCAGAGCAGGCUGCACCCCCCCCCCAACACACACACACAGACAUACACCUUAACAUCCCUGUCUAAAAAAAAAGAAAAAAUAAAAAAAAAGAAAGAAGAAAGAAAGAAGGAUUGCCUGGAUAUUGGAGGAUCCCCACAUGCUCCAUGGAGUUCAAAAUAACUUUAGUAUACAUCUUUAUUUUUUCCCCAAAUAACUAAUAAUUUUAUCUUCAAAGGACAUAUAUAUUUAAUCCUAUCUUUUGUAGAUGGGGUGCCAAAUUUUCAAAAAUAUAUCCUAUUCAUUUCUUAAAUUAUAAGUAAUUUUUUCAAGUGGGAUGCAGCUAUAUAUUUCAUUAUUCCAAGGGUCCAUAGUUAAGUAUGAAUCUGAAUUCCAAGUAACUGCAAUAGCUUUUUUGGCUACUGCCAAUGCAAUUUUUAUAAAUUUAUUCUGAUAUUUAUUAAAAUUAAGUUUCGGUAUUAUCCUUUCAAUAUCGCCUAAUAAAAAUAAUAUUGGGCUAUGUGGAAGUUGUAUUCCAAUAAUUUGUUCCAGUAAAAGUCUUAGAUUUAUCCAAAAAGGUUGAAUUUUAAAACAAGACCAAGUAGAGUGUAAAAAAGUACCGAUUUCUUGAUUCCACCGGAAACAUUGGUCAGAUAAAUUUGGGUUUAAUCUAUUUAUUUUUUGUGGUGUAAUAUAUAAUUGAUGUAAAAAAUUAUAUUGUACUAAUCUAAGUCGGACAUUUAAUGUAUUUGUCAUACUAUCAAGACAUAGUCUUGACUAAUUUUUUUCAUCAAUUUUAAUAUUCAAAUCAGUUUCCCAUUUUUGUCUUGACUUAUGAAUUCCUGGUUUAAUUGUCUGUUUUUGAAUCAAAUUAUACGUAGAAGAUGUAAAAUUUUUUAAUUUUUCCUUUUUGAAUUAAAGUUUCUAUUUCAUUAGGUUUUGGCAUUAACAUUGUUUCACCCAGUUUAUCUCUUAAAUAGGUCUUUAAUUGAAAAUAACAGAAAAGAGUGUUAUUUGAUAUUUUAUAUUUAUUCUUUAAUUGAUCAAACAACAUCAAUAUACCUCCUUCAAAACAGUCACCUAUAUAUCUGAUCCCGUUUUGAAACCAGUUAUAUAAAAGUUGAUUAUCCAUUGUAAAAGGAAUAAGUCUAUUUUGAAUUAGGGUUCUCUUUGCUAAUAAAGAUUUCUUUAUCUCAUCAUCCACAUUUACUUUAUUCCAUAAAUCAAUCAAAUGUUUUAAUGUAAGAAAUUCUUUCUUUUCCCGUAUCCAUUUGGAUUCCCAUUUAUAUAAAAAAUCUUCUGAUAUAUUUUCUCCUAUCUUAUCAAACUCUAUUCUAAUCCAUGCCGGUUUUUCUUAAUCAAAAAAAGAUGCAAUAAAUCUAAGUUGAUUUGCUUUAUAAUAAUUCUUAAAAUUUGGGAGUUGUAACCCUCCUAGGUCAAAUUUACAUGUCAAUUUUUCCAAUGAUAUUCUUGACAUCUUACCUUUCCAAAGAAACUUCCUCACACAUUUAUUCAACUCUUGAAAAAACUUCUGGGGCAGUUGUAUUGGUAAAGUUUGGAAUAAAUAUUGUAAUCUAGGAAAUAUAUUCAUUUUACAGCAUUAACUCUAUCUACUAAUGUUAUUGGUAACAUCAUCCAUUUAUCAAGAUCUUCUUGUAUUUUUUUCAAUAAUGGCAAAUAAUUUAAUUUAUAUAAAUUCUUUAUAUCAUUAUCGACUCUUAUACCUAAAUAUUUUAUACCAUUUGUCAGCCAUCUAAAUUGGGUUACUAAUCGACAUUGACUAUAAUCUCUUUUAGUAAGGGGUAAAAUUUCACUUUUAUCCCAGUUUACUUUAUACCCUGAUAUUUUCCCAUAUUCUUCCAAUCUAAAAGAUAAUUUAUGCAAUGAAUGCAAUGGAAUUGUUAAAUAAAUCAGAACAUCAUCAGCAAAUAAAUUAAUCUUAUAUUCCUCCUGGUUAACUCUGAAGCCCACAAUAUCUGGAUCUGUUCUAAUUAAUUCAGCUAAUGGUUCUAUCGCCAAUACAAAUAGGGCAGGUGAUAAUGGACAGCCUUGUCUAGUUGACCUUGUUAACUGGAAUGAUGUUGAAAUUUGACCAGUUGCCACUACUUUAGCUUUGGGACUAGUAUUUAAGGUUUUAAUCCAUUUUAUAAAAGAUUUUCCUAACCCUUAUUUUUCCAAUACCUUAAAUAAAAAGUCCCAUUCCAAUCUAUAAAAUGCUUUUUCUGCAUCCAAAGCAACUACCACACUCAUUUCCUCCUCCUUUUGUGCCAGAUGAAUUAUACUAAGUAACCGAGUUACAUUAUCCGCCGAUAUUCUGUUUUUAAUAAAGCCUGUUUGAUCCAUAUGUAUUGAUUUUGGUAAAUAUUUAGAUAAUCUAUUAGAUAAAAUUUUUGCUAUUAUUUUAUAAUCCGUAUUCAACAAAGAGAUAGGCCUAUAUGAUGUUGGUUUUAAAGGAUCUCUAUCUUUUUUUGGCAAUACUAUUAGGAUCGCUGUCGAAAAAGAUUGUGGAAGUUUAUGUGUUCUUUCCGCUUGAUAUAUUAACUCCAUAAAGGGAGGGAUUAAUAAAUCUUUAAAUUUUUUUAUAAAAUUCAUGUGGAAAACUGUCUUCUCCUGGAAAUUUGUUACUCUUGACUGAUCCUAGAGCUUCUUCAACCUCUUUUAAUGUAAAGGGCAUAUCUAAUCCUUUCUGUUCUUCUGAAUUCAAUUUUGGAAGAGGUAUUUGUGAUAAAAAAAAAAUUCUAUCUCAGCAGCCUCAUUUUGUGAUUCUGAUUGAUAUAACUCAGAGUAAAAUUUUUUUAAAGUUUCA
Hypanus sabinus (Atlantic stingray) is the source of this 4731-nucleotide messenger RNA. RefSeq names its product IQ motif and ankyrin repeat domain-containing protein 1-like. Gene Ontology annotation, cellular component: cytoplasm; nucleus. Gene Ontology annotation, biological process: regulation of barbed-end actin filament capping. The transcript has 15 exons. The record is from RefSeq and is a predicted model, not a curated record. NCBI's taxonomy places the organism in Eukaryota, Metazoa, Chordata, Chondrichthyes, Myliobatiformes, Dasyatidae. Bases 211 to 1938 code for a protein of 575 amino acids. Gene Ontology annotation, molecular function: protein binding.